UUAUACAAUUCCAGUUUCUCCUCAGUUUUCAAAACGCACACUCUCUCUCUGUCUGUGAUCCGUUUCACUGUUCCUGCUUGCCAUCUCUUUGAAACUUCGCUACCUCUCUCUCUAUCGCAAACGCAUCGGCUGACACACGGGUCUUUCACCCGUUGAAGAGUGAUCGAUGAGUGGUUUUGUCGCUUCAAUGGCGUUGUAAUAUGUAUUUAUUAGUCAAGAACAUAGAGAAAGAAAUAAGAGGGAAGCUCCACUCUGGAGUACUUAUUAUGUCUUUUCCAACCCUAGAGCUAUUCAUCAUCUAGGGUUUUAAGUUUUUGCUGUUACUGUUUGUGAAGAGAUUGAUAUUAGCGGGGAAGAUGGCGAAUCAGCACGCUGCUCCAGUGACCGCAGCUCAAGUUGGCUCGUAUUUCGUUCAGCAGUAUUAUCAGGUGUUCCAACAGCAACGGGAUUAUGUGCACCAGUUUUACACUGAUUCCAGCUCUAUGAUUCGAGUUGAUGGAGAAAUCAGCGCUUCUGCCUCUGAUAUGGUGAAAAUCCAUCAACUAAUCAUGUCACUAGAUUUUACUGGAAUCGAGAUCAAGACAAUAAAUGCCCUUGAGUCUUGGAGUGGAGGUGUUCUUGUAGUUGUUUCUGGUUCUGUCAAGUCAAUAGAUUUCAGUGGGGGGAGGAAAUUUGUUCAGACCUUUUUCCUUGCUCCCCAAGAGAAAGGCUAUUUUGUUCUGAAUGAUAUGUUUCAUUUUGCUGAUGAGGAGGUACCACAUCAAUCUUCUGUAGCUCAAGAACAGAAUGUUGAUUGUCAGCCUACUAUUUCUAGUCAUCUUCCUGAUCCACCAGUAGCUGACUAUCCAUUGGAGGAGGCUGCUAGGAAUUAUGUGAACUCCUUUCAUAUUGAUGGAGGUGACCCAGUCCAAGAAUAUAGUUAUCAGGAGUCUGAGCCUGAGAAUGAGACAGAUCAGCUGGACCCUGAGCCUGAGAUUGAGCCCGUGCCUGAGGCUGUGGUCGGCAGAUUAACGGAGGAAACUCCUAUUGAAGAAUCAAGCCCCUUUCCUCAAAGUGCAGUGACUACCCCGCAAGGACCUCAGCCUUCCGCACAGGAACCCAUUGCAGAGCCUGGAAAACUGACUUAUGCUUCUAUAUUGCGGGCUAAAGGGAAACCUCCAUCAUCAUUCAUUUCUCCACCAGCUAUCACUCGGACUGCACCACCAGCUGCAGAUAGAAACCACAUUUCACAGCCUUCAAGGCAGCAGUCAGCCCCAACUUCACCAAAUUCUCGUGGGUAUGCCGGGGAAGGAGCUCUGCCAUUAAAGGAAGGGGACUUGAAAUCUGUCUAUGUGAGGAACUUGCCUUCUACAGUGACGAGUCUUGAUGUUCUGCAAGAAUUUAAGAGUUUCGGGAAUAUCAAUUCUGAUGGAGUCUUCUUGAGGAAUCGAGUGGAUACUGGUAUUUGCUUUGCGUUUAUCGAGUUUGAAGAUGUUCUGUCUGCUCAGAGUGCAAUCAAGGCUUCUCCAAUUCAAUUCGCUGGAAGGAGAGUCUACAUUGAGCAGAGAAAACCAAACCCUGUUGCUUCUCGUGGUGGAAGAAGUGGGGGAAGAGGCAGUGGAGGGCGUGGUGGAAGGUCAUCUGGAAGGGGAAGUGACAGAAAUGGCAUCAGAUCCAACAGUCUCCGUGGUACUUGAUGCAAUUAUCAUCACCAAAAAAUUUUGAAUGGCCUGCUUAUGCUACCAUAACUUCAGUUUUUAAAGUAGAAGCAAAUGAUGCUUGUUUUAUUGUUUUUUUCAAAUGGAAACUUCAUAUAGAAGAACAAUUUUGAUUCCAAUUUUUCUUGCUAAAAGUGUAAUGCUUUUUUCUUGUUUGUGCUUUUACCUUCCAAUUUGAGGGGAGCAUAUCUUGGUGUUCGAGAGGGGUUCUUGUGAAAGUAUUUUUACCUAGUAAUUCAAUGGUGAACAUGAUAACACCUUUGGCCUGCAUCUCUGGCUUUAUGAAUACAUGAAAUA
Messenger RNA from Sesamum indicum (sesame), 1994 nucleotides. RefSeq names its product nuclear transport factor 2. The record is from RefSeq and is a predicted model, not a curated record. Gene Ontology annotation, molecular function: mRNA binding. Gene Ontology annotation, cellular component: ribonucleoprotein complex; cytosol. NCBI's taxonomy places the organism in Eukaryota, Viridiplantae, Streptophyta, Magnoliopsida, Lamiales, Pedaliaceae.